Molecule: messenger RNA, 6148 nt
Organism: Hydractinia symbiolongicarpus
Lineage: Eukaryota; Metazoa; Cnidaria; Hydrozoa; Anthoathecata; Hydractiniidae
Exons: 2
Coding region: 4465-5193 (242 amino acids)
Source: RefSeq, a predicted model, not a curated record
UAGAGUUUUUUGGCAUAAGGGUAUAUAUAUUUAUAUCGUUAUUAGCAGCGGGUUAUAUAUUUACACCUUAUGUGCGAUUUCUAUGAAGUACAUCCCUAAUCUUUUUAGUUAAAUUUUAGCGUACAGCCACGUCAUAAGAAAGUGACCCGUGAUUUCCGUGUCGUGGACUCACAGUUUUACUCACGCAAGGGAAUUAAUAUAUAAGAUGGGGUGGCUAGCCACCGCAAUGAUGAACAAAACCUGUUAGGUCUUUGGAAAUAAGCUAGAGGUUGUACUCCUCUGGAGAAAAUGCCUCUAAAGCGCAAUUCUCCCUUUUGUCAAGGAAUUAAUUAAAAAAAAUAAAAAGGACACAACACAUUUGAAAAGAUUACCAGAACUUUAACCAAGGGCAGGUUGGUUUCGACCCAUAUUUCUGAACCUAAGUACCCUGGAUGUCUAGCUGGGUCACCUGGAAGAAGUCCGCGGACGGUCAUCAGCAGAGGAAGAAAUAGUUUGCUUUUUUUAAUAUGGAGUCAGGUACAUAUGCUUCACCCCGAUCAGACCUCUGAUCAUGACAGGCGAGUAUAAUGACUUACACAGUCAUAUUGAAGAAGAACUACUUUGUUCAUCACUGCCAAGCAGUGAGCGGGAUUCGAGCGGGAUGGAGUCAGGUGCUGGGAAAUUAAAGUAGAAUAUGUAAACAUGAUAUAUAUAAUCCAAUGUUUUUUCAGCUGACUCCUUAAUGCAAUUACCCAACUCCAAGCAGGCUUUGCCCAAUGUGGAGACCAAGGGUGUUUCAUCUCGCCAGAAGGAGCCUUCUAAAAAGGUUAGCCAAAAUAAAAAUGACACUCAACCAAUUACCGUCAAUACCCAGAGGGUGAAGAGUUCAGCUCACUCUUCGCUGGUAACUUAAAAGAACCUUAGCAAGGGGGUUUGCUUUCAGCUUGUCUUUGGGUGUAAGGACCCCACUUAUUACCCCAGUUCAGGAAGUUGCUUGGUCUUCAGGCUUGACAACCCUGCUGUCUUAUUCAAAAUAUGUUAAGGCUGGUCCUGUCAUGACAACCUCCUGUGUAAGGCUGAGUGUUAGGGCCCGGUAACACAUGUGGAAAGCUACAGCAAGAGUCACAAGUUCUGGCGCACAGGAGGGUUUUUAUUUAAUUCUUUUUUAUAUUAUAUAUUUUUGAGAUAUACAUUUUUUCUAGCUCUGACUUGUGUCGUAUUGUUUGUGAUUGAAGGAUUGUUUUUUCUCUUUAAGAUUUUCUCAGAGAAUAGUUAUAGGUCCAAGUUGGACAGUACUCAUGCUUGUAAUAAGCAAGAAAGUGUAUUCAGCACCUUCUUCUGGGAGCCUAAUCCCAAUUCUAUUUACACCCACCGUCCCUGUAGACAAGAUACUUUAGUGCAGCUUGCUGUAAUGUAAACCCUUUUCAUCAAAGUUCUUGUGUCUAAGGUUUGUUCUCCUGUCACAACUUACCCUGGCACCGUUUCUAUACCUAUCACUGUAGAAAGUGUAGGUUCUUGUCGGAAGCACUACAAUUUAAGGGCUGUAAAUAACCACUUUGGAACCAAGUGCUUGACUUGCUGACCAUGUUUGGUGAAGUAGCAUGCUCGGCCAAAUUUCGGUUAAUUUACGAUUUGCAGCUGUCGACUUUUAUUUUUCCUAAGUUCAGCAAAAGUUAUUGGUUUUGACGGACGGUGUCAAUGAAUAUGGCUUAUUCAUUGGAGAGAAACUUCCUUUUUUUCAUUAAACUCUCUGUCUUAAAAGACUAGAUUUACCUUUCGACAUAGUUAUUCCAAUUCUCUCUAAAAGCGAUCAGGAUAGCUGGUUCAGGCAGAACAUUGUGAGAAUAAAGAUAUUUCACGCAUCAAUUCCAAGAUAUCGCGAGAUGGAGGGAAACUGGUUAGGACAAGCAUAGCCAAUUGUGUUGAAUAAUGCAUAAGGUGGUACGCAAAGUCCUGACAUGGAAUGGGCCAAAUUUCCAGAUUCACAGAGUUUGAUAAAUUUUAUACAUAUGUUACAUAGCUGGUAUGGAAAUAUGGAAUCAAGACUUGAGUCGUAGGAUAGUAGGCGAAAAACAGUUGCGUACGAGUUACUGGCUUUCGGAUAUGUGUUGUCACUUAUGAUUGUAUCGAAAGCUGCAUGCUGUUCCCUGGUAUGCCUGAUCGGUAACUGUGAUAACAUGCUGUUACAAAGCUCGCGCUAAGAAACUAUCGCAGUGGCGUAAGCUCUAUUCAAAUCAGCAUUUAACAUUGAACCAGGUGUUAUUAAACAUCCAUCAAAACAGCUGGGUGACACAUCAGUCUGUGCAUCUUUCGUCGUUGUUUCGAUUGUUGAAAAGAACGUAUUUUUGAAGCCCAUCCCGAUUUUGUGCCAUCACAAGCUAAGAUAGGUGAAGGACCAUCACAACCCGAACAUCCUUGUCGAAAAUCUAUUCACAUUCUAGACGAACACCCGAAAAACCAUUUAAUGAAUGUUGAGACAUCCAUAAACUUGUAUCCUCUCAAAUUGUAUCGCUCACUUUACCGUGACACAAAGCCACUGAUUGUCAUCUUUCCGUUCAUAACGGCAGAAACAAAUUCCUACCCUACAGAAAAGCUGAAGACUUUGUUAACAGGCUCAAAUCUCCGAUGGCCCCGAUAAUUUCACUCACCUUUCUAAAUGGGGAUUACUCCCUUCCACUAAGCAUUGGACAUUAAAACCGUGUAAGUUGUUUUGCAAGAUGUGCUAGCUGUUGAUUCCACUGAAAAGUCUCGGCUGCUGAAAGCUAACCCGGAUAACUCCGACAGUGUUCUUUCUCAGCAAUAAACAGAACCUGACCAUCUUAGCACUAUGAAAUGGAAACAACCUAUUGCUUGGCCAAAGUCAGUUGACACAAAAUUGUGGAAUUCCCUUGAUGAUGCAUUUUUUCACAAUCUUCUAGGCUCUUACCCAUUGUCAAAAAAGUGGAGCUGUUGGAAUCAACAAUUUACUACCAUGCGUCUCACCUGUUUGGUGUAAGGUCACUUCCCCAGCACAACCUAUCAGGUUUGAACAGGAGAGCUUUACGCAGCAUCAGUUUGGUGAAUGAGAAGAACAAUCUACUGUGAACUCUUAAGAGCACAUCUGACCUGGUUAAGAAAAGCAACAUGCAAAACCUUUUAGAUGAUAUAAUGGCCAAGUUAAGGUUACUUUGCAGAGGUGGGCGGAAUAGGAAAAGACGUUGGAAAAUGUCGAAUGCACGCCUGGCUUACUCUAAGAAUCCCUAUCAGGCUGAAAAAAAUAUUUUAGAUCCUAAAUGUUCAAUAAAACUUGAAGUUGCCCAGGACGAAAUGGAUUCACACAAACAUUCAACCUUGAACGAUCCUUCACGCCAUAUACCUCUUUCAGAUCUCCCGGGAUUGCCUUCGCCACCAAAUCUAGUCUCAGCUUUCGAUUCUUCCAAGCUAAAGUUCAAGGAUUUCCAAGCUGUCCUACAUUCUCGUAGAAAUGCUUCCUCUCGGGGCUGAACCAAAUUCCUUACAAAGUAUAUAAGAAUUGUCCUCAUAUUGCAUCGUUUCUGUUUAAAAUUUUUCAAACUUGUCUAAAGAAGUCUUUUAUUCCUGUGCAAUGAAGAAUUGCAUCAGAAGUUUACAUACCUAAAAACAACACACCUUGUCCAUCCAACAUAAAGGAUUUUCGCCCCAUAGCUCUUCCGAAUGUUGAAGGAAAGCUCUUUUUUAGUUUGAUUUCCAAGCACGUAGAAUCACAUAUUAUCGCAUAUUAUCAAGAAAAACAACUUUAUUAAUACUUCCAUUCAAAAAGGUUGUAUGGAAAAAAUUCCGGCCUGCUGGGAACACAUGUCUCUUGUUUGGUCCACACUUAAGAUUGCGAAGGCACAACAUUCUUCACUUUCAGCCAUAUGGCUUGAUAUUGCUAAUGCGUACCCUUAAGUUCCGCACAAGCUGAUUUUUAUGGCUCUCGGACGCUAUGGUGUACCAGAAUCCUUGGUAGGGCUCAUACAGCUAUACCACGACAGCCUGUGGAGUAAGUCUUUUUCGGCUUCUGUUUCAUCCAGUUGGCAUCAACACUGUGGGGGAAUUUUUAUCGGCUGUACACUUUCCAUUAUACUAUUUCUUGCAGCUAUAAACGUUAUUAUUGAAUAUGUUUGUUACCCCCAGCCUUAUUGAUACUGAAGGCACAACAUUCUUCACUUUCAGCCAUAUGGCUUGAUAUUGCUAAUGCGUACCCUUAAGUUCCGCACAAGCUGAUUUUUAUGGCUCUCGGACGCUAUGGUGUACCAGAAUCCUUGGUAGGGCUCAUACAGCUAUACCACGACAGCCUGUGGAGUAAGUCUUUUUCGGCUUCUGUUUCAUCCAGUUGGCAUCAACACUGUGGGGGAAUUUUUAUCGGCUGUACACUUUCCAUUAUACUAUUUCUUGCAGCUAUAAACGUUAUUAUUGAAUAUGUUUGUUACCCCCAGCCUUAUUGAUACUGAAGGUAGUUAAAAAAAAAUCCCCGACCAACCCCGAAUGAAAGCCUUUAUGGAUGAUAUAUUCUUAAUGUCCACGUCAAUUCCAAGUACUAAAAGUUUAUUAAAAGGGUGUACAACAGCUCUUGAUUGGGUAGGCAUGUCGUUUAGGCCUUCUAAAUCACGCAGCAUUGUUAUUGAUAAGGGAAAAGUCGUCCAAAGUUCACCGUUUACAGUUGGCAGCGAAAAAAUUCCAUCCAUUCAUUCUAAUCCAAUUAGGUUUUUAGGCAGAACAAUAAACUCAUCCUUGUCUGAUUCUGCUGCAAUACAAGAAUUUCUAAAUGAUGCCGAAGACAAACUUAUAACUAUAGACAGGUCCUUUCAUAAAGGGAUCCAUAAGGUUUGGUUUUUACACCAUCUGUUAAUUCCCAGAAUCCGCUGGCCAUUAUUAAUUUAUGAAGUUUCUCCAUCUACUAUCACAAAACCAGAGCAAAGAUUUUCUGUUUUCAUUAGGAAAUGGUUAAAACUACAUCAUUCAAUUUCCAACAUUUCCUUAUAUUCCUCGACAUCGCCUUGUCCUCUUCCCCUGAAAAGUCUUGCAUCUGUUCUCAAGUCUGCCAAAAUCAAUGGACAUAUGUUACUAAGAGAUUCUGGCGACCCUUGUGUGUCUAAGUGCGUACCAGAUUUAAAAGCUGGAGUUGGAAAGUUAGUGAGGCAGUUCUUUCGGCGGAUAGUCAGCUCGAUUUCAAAAGGAUUUUAUGUUUGCAUCAGACUGGUCGAGCUGGCUUAGUGCUCUUAGACCACAAAAAUAUACCACCAAAAGGCACUUAUGCUUACUGAAAGCUUGUUUCCAAUAUCAUUGAAGAAAAUGAAGAAGAUAUUUACCAUGCCAGAGCUGUACAGUUGCAUUUGCAAGGCAAUUGGACAAAAUGGUGCUCUUAUGUGAAAAAUGAUUUAUCUUGGAGAACAAUUCUUUUACUGCCACAGUGUCAGGGGCAACCUUCGACACCCUUCCCUCCAACCAAUCUUGUGAGAUGGGGAAUUGAAAAAGACAAAGGUUGCAUUCUGUGCAAGAAACCAUCCUCAAAUGUCUCUCACAUAUUGGGUGCCUGUAGGACCUCCCUUACGCAGGGUAGAUGCACAUACCGUCACGACUCGGUUUUAAUAGUUUUGAUUAACCCUAUUCAGUCCGGGGGGGGGGGGAUUCCGCCCCCCCCUGACGGUUUUUUUUUUAAUAACUCCUGAUUGCUUUCUUAUAUGGCUAUAAUACUUACUGAGUUUUAACAUUUAUCUAUUAGACACCUGCAUGCUAAAUUUUUAGGUCCCAUACCUUUCAGAGGCUUUGAUAUUGGCCAUUACUCGAAACUACCCCUAAAAUCUCUAUGAAAUCCUUAUAAUGGGGAAAAUAUAAUAACUCCUGUUAGGAUUAUCCUUAGAACUUGAAACUUGCAACACAACUUUGUUUCAUCAAGAAGAAUCAUUUCGAAUAAUUUUGACACGUGAAUAAUCCGAUUUCCCGAUUUUUUCAUAUUUUACCCGAAAAUCGGACAAAAACGGAUUUUUGGGCAAUUUUUUAUUCGAUCCAUGUAAAAACCGGAAGAUAUGUUAAAAAAAUUUUAUUUAGCUUUCAAAAACUUCAAACAGAAUGUAAAUUCGCUCUAGAACAAAAGUAAUUAUAUUUUAAGCAGAUAGUGGCUUUUUUAACAAUUUUCAAGCUUCCCUUGACGUCACAGAAAAUGUGCUGA